Molecule: messenger RNA, 3633 nt
Organism: Polypterus senegalus (gray bichir)
Lineage: Eukaryota; Metazoa; Chordata; Cladistia; Polypteriformes; Polypteridae
Product: protein spire homolog 1-like
Exons: 17
Coding region: 129-2357 (742 amino acids)
Biological process (GO): actin nucleation; actin filament network formation; actin filament polymerization
Cellular component (GO): cytoplasmic vesicle membrane; cell cortex
Molecular function (GO): actin binding
Source: RefSeq, a predicted model, not a curated record
CGAGUCGGAUAAGAAAUCCCUGCAAGGAGGAGAGCCGCUCAUUGAAUGGAGAGGCAGCCAGCGUCGGUGUGAGUGCCGGCGUGGCUCGGGAUUAAAGCUUUUUCCCUUCCUUUGGAUAUAAUGAGAGCAUGGCGAAGAAGGGGGACGAGGCCGGGAAGCUCAUCGCUGCCGCUGACACGAGUGCCGGGGAUGUAAAUGUGGGCAGCACCAGCAGUGGCGAAGGCGAUCCGUCUCUCUCUCUCGCUGAGAUUUUGGAGCUCUACAGUCAGCCCAUCAACGAGGAGCAGGCAUGGGCAGUCUGCUUCCAGUGCUGCAAGGCUCUCCUGCAGGGGUCUCGGACCGGACGGCCCGGUGGCGCCGAGAGGAUCGAGGGGGCAACGAGCGUGAUUAUCCGUAAGGACGGCACGGUGUUGGUGCGGGAUGGACAGGACGACGCAGAGAAAUCCAGGCCGUCACAGCAAACUGAAGCAGGGGUUAUUGAGUCCUUGGGUAUUACAAUCUAUAAAGCGCUGGAUUAUGGUUUGGGGAACAAUGAGGAGAGAGAAUUGAGUCCUCCCUUGGAGCAGCUAAUUGACUGCAUGACUAAUGUUGUGGAGAACGAUGGGGAUGCAUGCCAAGAUGAGGGCUAUGAGGCAACCGAGGACGAGGAAGAUGAAGAGAAUAAGGAGUCGGAUGAAAGCGUCACUGUGCGAGGCUACAAGGAUGUUAUCAAAUUAUGCGCCGCGCACCUUCCAAGUCCCCUGGAUGCUCCCAGUCACUACCAGGCUGUUUGUCGCGCUCUCUACGCUGAAACUAAGGAGCUGAGCACUUUCCUGGAAAAAAUUAAAAAUGCAAAAGAGAAUUUAAGGAAGAUGGAAAGGAAUACCUCAAGUGAACCCAGCAAGGACUUGAAUGAGUUACAAAAUGCUGAUUGGGCACGUUUAUGGGUACAGGUAAUGAGGGAUUUACGCGACGGUGUAAAGCUGAAAAAGGUGCAAGAACGGCAGUACAACCCUCUUCCCAUCGAAUUCGAGCUUACUCCGUAUGAAAUGCUAAUGGAUGAUAUCCGGUCUAAACGAUAUACUCUGCGCAAAGUUAUGGUCAAUGGGGAUAUUCCUCCAAAGUUAAAAAAGAGUGCCCAUGAAGUAAUUUUGGACUUUAUUCGAUCACGUCCACCACUGAAUCCAGUUGCUGCAAGAAAGCUGAAACCUACUCCUCCUCGACCCCGGAGUUUGCAUGAGAAGAUUCUAGAAGAAAUAAAGUCAGAGAGGAAAUUGCGUCCUGUUUCUCCUGAUGAGAUUAGAAGGAGCAGAUUUGUCAUUCGACCACUUAGCAUGUCUUACAGUUUUGACUUGUCAGAAGUGUCUACUCCAGAGGCAGCCAGGAGGUCUGCCAGCCCUGCGGCAAGAGAGACAAGCCAACCUGACGGAGGCCUCCAUGCGCCAGUCGUAAGAAAGAGAUUACUUAAAGCGCCAACACUGGCUGAGCUUGACAGCUCCGACUCUGAGGAGGAGACUUCUCGACGGUCUCUGAGUCGCUCAGGUGCAUCUGGGAUUGCUGGUUUAUCUCCAGAAUCACCUUUUGGAAAAAAGACUCCGCCAAAAUUUCUGCCUGUAUCAUCUACACCUCAGCCUGAGAGACGGCAGCCUCCACAACGGCGGCAUUCCAUUGAGAAAGAAACACCAACAAAUGUGCGCCACUUUCUUCCACCUUCUCGCCAAAGUUCUAAAUCACUUGAAGAAUUCUGCUAUCCAGUUGAAUGUCUGGCACUGACAGUGGAAGAAGUGAUGCACAUCCGGCAAGUCCUAGUGAAGGCUGAGCUAGAGAAGUUUCAGCAGUAUAAAGAUGUUUAUAAUGCACUUAAAAAAGGAAAGUUAUGCUUCUGCUGCCGAACAAAGAGGUUCUCGUUCUUUACAUGGUCAUAUACCUGCCAGUUUUGCAAAAGGCCUGUAUGCUCUCAGUGCUGUAAAAAGAUGAGGCUCCCUUCCAAGCCAUAUGCAGCCCUACCAAUAUAUUCCCUGGGAUCUUCAGCUUUACAAAGACAAGAAAGCGUCCCAAAGAUGGAAAGACCAACUGCUAGUCCUCACCGACAACAGAGUCUGCACAAAACUGUUACAAGAUUGGCAUCUGCCUCCAGACUAUCAGAAAAGACAAAUAAUGACUUGGAGCUUCCCAAAGAGCUCACAGAUGACUGGAGUACGAUGGAGGUAUGCAUGGACUGCAAAAAGUUUAUUUCAGAAAUCAUAAGUUCCAGUAAACGGAGCCUGCUGCUGGCUAACAAGCGAGCCCGUUUGAAACGGAAGACACAAUCCUUUUACAUGUCUUCAGCAACCCCCUCAGAAUAUCGACCCUCAGAGAGAACUAUUAAAGAAGUUUAAAACGUGCCUUUGUUUUAUUUUUGCUUCCAAAUUGUCCUGAAGGGUGCUUUUCUUGCCACAGUACACAGAUUUGUCAUGCUCCAGUUGGCUUUUGCUUCCAGAUUUUUUUUCCAAAUUAUUUCUUUUGGACUGACAGGAUUCCUCUUAAAAAAUGACCUCUACUAUCUGCAAUACACCGUCAUGUGACAUUUAGUGACAACUACAGUUUCCAGGUAACAAAAAUGCUGAACUGUCUUUUAAUAUUCAGCUGUGGGAGAUAACAUUUGCUUCUAUAAAUUGAAAAACUGAAGAACUCAGUGAUGGAAAUUAUGUAUUCUAGGUGGGAAAAAAAAAUACUUCCUUUGUGGUGAGAGAAACUGACUCAUAAAAAUACUUUUAUGUCUUCUUUCUCCUCAAGAAUUCAGGAAUUUCAAGGACUUUUGUGUGAAAAGAUUAUUUAAAUUGUUUCACUUUAAAUAAUGGUAAGAAAAUUACAUUUUCAUGAAAGUAAUAUUUCAUCCCCUUAAGUUUGUGUGUAAAGAAGUGCCAAUGCCUGGUAUUUCUGCAUGUUUGUUACAGCUUCUUGACAGUGUUUGCAUUUAUGAUUUCAGAAAGAAUGACGCACACACACAGGAAGUAUUGAUCUGUUAACUAAAUUUGCAAAAAAAAAAUCAUAAACAGCACUUAUAUUCUACAGUUGGGACCCUAUUUAUACAAGCAUUGUACAUGUUGCAUUUGCAUAAAACAUGACCUUUUUGUAAUGUAACAUGACUGUCCUGUCUGAAAGUGCUUGUUCCUAAGAAAAUCCUGCAGGACUUGUUUUUAUUUUAAUGAAAAAAAAUUGUAAAAUAGUCUUGGAGCAUCUGUGCCAGUUUCUUUACUUAGGGCUUGCUAAAUGAUUGUGACAUACGGUAUGUAAAUAUGUGAAUUGUAUUUUAAUAAUGAACAGAUUUCUCAUACCUGGCUCGUGCAUGUAUGUCACAGCAGGUUGUUGAGACGUUACCAGAUUUCUUAAGUGUAUGCUGUGUUAGUAUUUCACUAUUGUUAAAACAUUUUAUGGUAUUUUCAAAGUCUCUUAUUUAUAACUAUUAUUUGCAUACUAGGUUAAUUGCACUUACAAGUCACUGGUUGCUUAAUAUUUUAAGCUGUCAUUAUUUAAUUAUAAACAAAAUACAGUUUUGUUUGUUUCUAUUGCUUAAAUGCUUGAAGCAUCGUAAAUGUAUCCAGGGAGCCUUUUUCAUUAUGAAUAUUCUUGUGGUUGACAAUUAGGAAUAAAUAUUUUUUACUUGCCCCUUAA